Oncorhynchus masou masou (cherry salmon) is the source of this 2858-nucleotide messenger RNA. RefSeq names its product sodium-coupled neutral amino acid transporter 3-like. The record is from RefSeq and is a predicted model, not a curated record. Gene Ontology annotation, molecular function: L-glutamine transmembrane transporter activity; glycine transmembrane transporter activity. Lineage: Eukaryota; Metazoa; Chordata; Actinopteri; Salmoniformes; Salmonidae. Gene Ontology annotation, cellular component: plasma membrane. Gene Ontology annotation, biological process: L-glutamine transport; L-histidine transmembrane transport; glycine transport. Bases 293 to 1720 code for a protein of 475 amino acids. The transcript is spliced from 16 exons.
GCAAAAUUCUUUCUUGAGAAAUUGCUCUUUGUGAAGAAGCUAUUUUUCUUAAUUUUUUACAAUUUUGAUUAAAAACAAUUACAUUAAGGUGCUUAAUUGUUACCCAGAAAUGAUUUAACAUUUAGAUAAAAACAGAUGCAUUGGACCUUUAGAAAAUAAUGGUGACAUUCUGCGGCAGACACAAAAUGUAUAUUGGAACUUUAGGCCUCCUUGUGAAUCCUUCAAUGUUUUCCUCCAGUCAGUGAAGAACCAUCAGUCACACCCAGCCCUCUUUGUAUCAGCAAAAAAACAUAUGGAACUCCAAAAGCUAUCAAAUGGUCACCACCAUGGCUUCGUCCCUUUGGAAAAUGGUAUCCUGCGGGCGGAAGAGGAAGAGAUGUUACCACAUAAGAGUGAUGGGACCAAGAAGCCCCAGUUUACAGAUUUUGAGGGGAAAACCUCUUUCGGAAUGUCCGUCUUUAACCUCAGUAACGCCAUAAUGGGGAGUGGAAUUCUGGGACUGUCGUACGCCAUGUCAAACACAGGCAUCGUUCUCUUUAUAAUCCUAUUGACAUGUAUCGCCUGCCUGUCCAGCUACUCGGUUCACCUCCUGCUUAAGAGUGCUGGAGUUGUGGGUAUUCGUGCGUAUGAACAGCUAGGCUUCCGGGCUUUUGGACACCCAGGAAAAAUAGCAGCGGGUGUCAUUAUAACCUUUCACAACAUUGGUGCAAUGUCCAGUUACCUCUUCAUUGUGAAGUAUGAGUUACCUCUGGUCAUUCAAGCCUUCCUGGGCUUGUCAUCAAACACUGGAGAUUGGUUCCUGAAUGGGAAUUACCUCAUCAUCAUCGUCAGUGUGUGCGUCAUCCUCCCACUUGCCCUGAUGAGACAACUGGGGUAUUUGGGUUACACCAGUGGCUUCUCCCUCACCUGCAUGGUCUUUUUCCUUUCCUCGGUCAUAUACAAGAAGUUCAACAUCCCCUGCCCCCUGAUGCCAAAUGGCAGCAAUCACACAACAAUUAUCAACACCACCAUGGAAGAGGAGGGACAGUGCAAAGGAAAAAUGUUCACCAUAAACCAGGAGACGGCGUAUACCAUCCCCAUCUUGGCGUUCGCCUUUGUUUGUCACCCUGAGGUGCUUCCCAUUUACACUGAACUCAAAAACGCAACCAAGAGGCGCAUGCAAGGGAUUGCUAAUGUGUCCAUCAUGGGCAUGUUCGUCAUGUACCUCCUCACUGCCAUCUUUGGUUACCUCACCUUCUACGUGAACACGGAAUCUGAGCUCCUGCACACCUACAGCAAAGUGGACCCUCUGGACACCCUGAUCCUGUGUGUGCGUGUUGCCGUGCUGGUGGCAGUCACCCUUACUGUCCCUGUGGUCCUCUUUCCUAUUCGCAGAGCCAUUCUCCAGCUCCUGUUCCCAGAGAAACCCUUCCACUGGGCACGCCACAUCACCAUCGCCCUGUGUCUCCUCUUCGUGGUCAACGUUCUUGUAAUCAUUGUGCCCAAUAUCCGAGAUAUCUUUGGCAUCAUUGGGGCCACCACUGCACCUAGUCUGAUCUUCAUCCUCCCAGGAUUAUUCUACCUCCGCAUUGUUCCCACCGAACAAGAACCAAUGAAGUCAAGACCAAAGAUCACGGCUGCCUGUUUUACAGCCAUGGGCUUCAUCUUCAUGUCUAUGAGCCUGACGUUCAUCAUCAUCGACUGGACGACCGGAGAGAAACGAGCUGGAGGUGGCCAUUAGAGCACAUCUGUUGACAUAUGGGUCCAAAUGCCACACAGCAGCAUGCCCUGUCACCGUGCCACUUCUUGAUCACGUCUGGAUUGUGAGAAGGAUCAAACACGGUCGAAAGGCUGGACCCACAUCAUCAUGAGUCUUACCAUACCUGCGUCAUGGUAAGAUCGUUUCCCCACCAAUUCACAUCAAAAGGACAUGCUACUCUUCCAUGGAGGCUGGUCUUUGAGGAACCCAGUGAUGUCACUUUCUUUAUGGAAGACGUUCUAGUCAGAGAUGUCACCCAGACAGUGUCAGAGGUGCUGAUGAGGGUGUUGCCCAUGGAAACCCCUAAACCACUACUUGCUGCGUGUGUCAAAAGCCAUUAAGCUAGUACCUCGAAUGAAGAGCAUCUGGUGUAAAACAAAAGUGACAGAGAUAGAAGAAGAUGGGAGGGGUUAAUUUUCUCUAUACAAAGAGACUGGAUCUCUUUAACUGUCAGGCUUCCCUCCCUACCCAACUGCCAAACAAUUCACCCCACUGUUGUUUCUUGAUCAAAUAUCAACGGUGGUUUAAUCAACCAGCUUUAAGGAGAAGAGAAGAAAAUGUUAUUCUACAAUGGAUUUACUUUUAUGUCAUUACACUAUCCGUAGAUUUGUUUAUUGAAUGUAAUUUCAGCUAUAUUUCUCUAGGUAUUUGACUGGUAGUGUACAGUUUUUCUCAGUAGCUGCAGAACAUUUGAAAACAAAAUGAGCCACUAAUGAUAAAUCCAUCACUUUUCAGCAUGGUCUAACUAUUUAAAUUUGACCAUGUUGCUUGAUGCCAAGUAAUGCAUUUACUCACCUUUUUCAGUUAUCAAAUCAAAGUUUAUUGUUCACGAACACAGUUUUGCAGAUGUUAUCACAGGUGCAGUGAAAUGCUUAUGCUUCUAGCUCCAACUAUGCAGCCAUAUCUAGCAGAACAAUAACCAGAGGUGUGUGCCCUCUCAGAUUUGUCCUGUUUAAAAAUGUUGUUGUUUUUUGUAAUACUACCAGCCACUUAGCAAUUUUAUUGGCUUUAGCUAGCCCAUAUAGGUUCCCCAUGUCCUAAAGUUAUAACUAGCUAGUUAGAUUAGCUAGCUUGUCUAAAUAGCCUAACUGGUAUGCCUGCUGGCAAGGUUGGUAGACUU